GUUUGCUGAGUGGCCUGGCCUCGAGCGCUGGUAUUCAAGAUGGCGGACCCUCUGUCGCUUUUGCGCCAGUACAACACAAACAAGAAAGAGAUCACAGAAAUCGGCGAUGAUGUGUUAUUUGAUGAAUUCUCUUUCCCUAAGACUGCAAAGACCAACUAUGUCAUCAUCAAAUCACAACCCAAGGAAUACUACACUCUGGAAUCUCUGCUUUUCCUGCUAAAGAAUGUGCAUUUGUCCCAUCCAAACUAUGUGCAGCGUGCUGUUGCUGCUAAAAUCCCAGUCGUGAGGCUACCAGACAGAAAGGCUUUGCUCAGCUACCUAAAUGGCGAAACAGAUACUUCUGUCAGUAUUGACAAAAGUGCUCCCUUGGAGAUGCCGACCCAGAGAUCAGCCACCAACCUAAUACAAGCAAAAAGACCUGGAGAUGAAGUAGUGGGUGGGGAAUUCAAAAAACCGAGAGUUGAGACUGAGCUGUUACGACUAGACAAGAGAAAACUUGAAGCACGUCUUGAGGGCCAUAAAGAAAUUACAGUCACAACAGACCAGAUAAGAUCUCUAAGUGAGGCCAUGACAAAAGAGAAAAUAGCAGCCAUCAAAGCCAAGCGUCUUGCUAAGAAGAAGACUACACUGAUUAAAGUGGAUGAUGAACUUGAACCUGAAAUCCUGGAACAGCGAAGCUUUGUUGAUGCUGAAAUGGAUGUGACUCGUGACAUUGUUAGUAGAGAGAGACUGCUAAGAACAAGGUCAAGUGUUCUACAGAGCACAGGAAAGCCAUUCCUGAAAAACAUCCUAGCCAUCUUACAAUCUGUGAAGGCUCGAGAAGAAGGAAAGUACAAACAGCAGCAACCUGCAGUGGUGGCUGUACCGGAUGCUACUAAGAAGAAACCAGAAGCACCGGUUGCUUAUAACCGAUAUGGGCAAGAAAGAUUUAGAGGGAAAGAAGAAACGGAGGGCUUCAAGAUUGACACAGCUGGCACCUACCAUGGGUUGAGCUUGGAGCACGUCAAGGAGGGAACACAUAGAACAGUCAGACGUACAGCCCCAAGUCCAUCACCACACACACAACCAGCCAAGCCGCUAAAACCAAGCACCCAGAAACCAUCAAAACGAGAAUCCAAGACACCUAUCAUUGUAAUCCCUGCUGGUUCCACUUCCCUCAUCACCAUUUACAACGCCAAAGAGCUUCUGCAAGACUUCAAGUUCGUUUCGUCAGACGAAAAGAAGAAACAGGGAGCACGUCGUGAGAAUGAAGUUUUGAUCCAGAGACGUAAAGAUGCAAGCACUACGGUACCUUACCGCGUGGUGGAUAACCCAACAAGACUACAACCGAACGAGUGGGAUCGUGUAGUAGCAGUUUUUGUGCAAGGACCUACAUGGCAGUUCAAAGGAUGGCCUUGGCUCCUUGCUGACGGAUCCCCAGUUGAUAUCUUCACCAAAACACGAGGAUUCCAUCUGAAGUACGAUGACACCAAGACAGACCCAAACGUCCAGAAAUGGGAUGUCACGAUACUCACGAUAAACCGCAACACAAGGCAUUUGGACAAAGCAUCAAUUAACUCCUUCUGGACAAAUCUGGACAAAUUCAUGGUGAAAUCUAAGUCCGGGCUGAGAUUCUAAGGCGAAUUCGAGGCAAUUCCUUGCAUUAGCAUGGCCAGGAAAAUUUGUAAAUUGGCAAUUCAUCUUUUUCCUGCGUACGGAUGAAAGAUUCUUUCGUGGUUACCCUGUGUCAUUGAGAGGAUACAACUGCAACACACCUUGGUACAUGGGUACCCUGUGUACAAACGAACUAUGCUUUCACGGACUUUGUAUUUUUCCCUUUUCUAGUCAGCCUUUGUCUAGGUCUAUUAAUAUAAGAAACAGUCCAAUAUUAUUUUAUUAUUCUGACUGAAGAAUUAACAUUGAUAGUCCAUGCCAGCGUCUUGAGAGCUUGGUGGAAAGAAAUCACUUACAAAAUAUUGUAAAAAAAAUAUUGUUUUGUCAGUACUUUGUAACUCUAUGCUUUGAAUGUGUCGUUUUUACUGAAGAUAGAUGCUUUUAGCUCCACGAGAAUUAAAGAGCCCUGGUCGUCCCA
This is a messenger RNA of Nematostella vectensis (starlet sea anemone), 2071 nucleotides long. Its product is annotated as parafibromin. Gene Ontology annotation, biological process: positive regulation of transcription elongation by RNA polymerase II; transcription elongation by RNA polymerase II. The record is from RefSeq and is a predicted model, not a curated record. The transcript is spliced from 21 exons. Bases 40 to 1617 code for a protein of 525 amino acids. NCBI's taxonomy places the organism in Eukaryota, Metazoa, Cnidaria, Anthozoa, Actiniaria, Edwardsiidae. Gene Ontology annotation, cellular component: Cdc73/Paf1 complex. Gene Ontology annotation, molecular function: RNA polymerase II complex binding.